AAUCGAGCAAACGCGUACGAUGACCCUAUAAACACCCGUCUCUCUUCCCGUUCAUCCUCGUCGCCUUUCAAUCUUUUUCUUUCCUUCGCUAGACCUAACAGCAAGAUUUCAUCGGAGCCAUGGGUUACUUCAGGGAAGCCACCGGCAUCCCCGGCCCCAGCGGAUUCGGAUCCGCCUCCACCGCCGAGCAGGUCACCGACGGCAUCGACGCCUCCCUCCUCACGGUCAUCAUCACCGGUGGUAGUAGCGGGAUCGGAGCCGAGGCUGCAAGGGUGAUGGCCCUCAGAGGAGCUCAUAUCAUCAUCGGCGCCAGGAACACCGAAGCUGCCAGUGAAGUAAAGCAGAGCAUUCUACAGAGCACCCCAUCUGCUAGAAUCGACAUCAUACAGAUAGAACUCAGUUCGCUCAAGUCCGUCCGAGCCUUCGCCGAGAAGUUUCUUGCCAUGGAUCUUCCUCUAAACAUCUUGAUAAACAAUGCCGGCGUCAUGUACUGUCCGUUUCAACUUUCGGAGGAUGGGAUAGAGAUGCAGUUUGCUACCAAUCAUGUCGGUCAUUUUCUGCUGACCAAACUUCUGCUUGACAAAAUGAAAAGCACAGCAGAGAGGACAGGAAUUGAAAGCCGUAUUGUGAAUCUGUCAUCCGAAGCUCACAUGACAACAUAUAGAACAGGAAUAAGAUUCGACAAACUCAACGACAAAGACUUUUACAAUGACAAAUUGGCAUAUGGACAGUCCAAAUUGGCCAACAUAUUGCACGCCAACGAGCUAGCUAGGCGCCUGAAGGAAGAAGGGGUGCUAAAUGUCACAGCAAAUUCACUUCAUCCUGGUCUGAUCAGGACAAACUUGGCAAGGCACUCUACUGCCUUCGUCGGUGCUUUGCAAACUGCAACUUGCGUCUUAUGGAAGACCAUACCUCAGGGAGCUGCAACUUCAUGCUAUGUCGCAUUGCAUCCAAACAUUAAGGGCGUGAGUGGAAAGUACUUCGCUGAUUGCAAUGAGUCGAAGACAACUUCUAACGGUAGAGAUGAAUUAUUGGGAAGAAGACUUUGGGAUUUCAGCGAAAAUCUAGUUAAAUCAGCUUAGAAAAAAUUAAAAGGUUAUAAUAUGUCUGUAUUAUGAGUCUUGAUAGACUCUAUUAUCUGUUUAUGUUGUUAGUGUACAAUGUCUCUUGACUUCGUAUUAUUGUGUUCCAUAUAUAUUGCUAUUCAGUUUCAUCUUUCAUCAA
Messenger RNA from Zingiber officinale, 1224 nucleotides. Its product is annotated as short-chain dehydrogenase TIC 32 B, chloroplastic-like. Bases 120 to 1082 code for a protein of 320 amino acids. The transcript has 8 exons. NCBI's taxonomy places the organism in Eukaryota, Viridiplantae, Streptophyta, Magnoliopsida, Zingiberales, Zingiberaceae. The record is from RefSeq and is a predicted model, not a curated record.